Astyanax mexicanus (Mexican tetra) is the source of this 2722-nucleotide messenger RNA. It is a transcript of the gene sertad2a, whose product is annotated as SERTA domain containing 2a. The transcript is spliced from 2 exons. Lineage: Eukaryota; Metazoa; Chordata; Actinopteri; Characiformes; Acestrorhamphidae. The record is from RefSeq and is a predicted model, not a curated record. Gene Ontology annotation, molecular function: transcription regulator activity. Gene Ontology annotation, cellular component: nucleus. The coding region runs from base 161 to 1042 and encodes 293 amino acids.
GAGUGGAGUGUGUGUGCUCGGCACUUCUCGCUCAGCAGUGUGUGUGUGAGUGUGUGUGUGAGAGUGUGUGAAUUCUUCAGCAUCCAGAGAUUAAACUCACUCCCAUGAUCGAUAACAGGAGAUCACUCAGAUCACUCCAACUACAUGAGAUAUCUGGUGCAUGUCGUGUGUGAUGGGUCUGAAGAGGAAGCUGGGGCGGGAGGACGAGGGCGAGGGCGUACAGGAGCCGAAGCUGAGGGCGGUGGUGUUGGAGGAUGCUGAGGAGGCGUACGCUGUGCAGAGGCAAGCGGUGCUGCAGCUGUCCCUGCAGAAGCUCUGCGCUCAGGUGGAGACGGCUCUGCUGCGCCGCGUCCUCAUCACCAACACGCUCAGACACGUCCAGCAGGAGCUCAGCAAGCAGGGGGCGCCGAGCAUCGCCCCCGCAGCCGGCGCAGACGCUACCGGGGUCGACUGCGGUUCCGGGGUCGAGGUGGAGGGCAGCCUGACGCCGGCGUGGGUUCUGGAGCAGGAUGGGGAACUGUUCUUCUCGCUGCAGUCGUCCGUCCCCGCCCACUCGUCCACGUCCCUCUCCAGAGCUUAUCAGAAGGACAGCUUUUCCACGGCGUUGGCUGAAAUUGAGGACUUGUGUCCUACGUUAACUUCGCUGGACACUUCUACGUCUAUGUCGUCUUCGUCUACCUCUUCGUCUACAUCCUCCAUCUCCUCACUCUCUCUCUCUUCGCUAAUCACCCAACUGGACCCUCAACAAAAACAGACUCAAAUUCCUACUGGAUUAAACUGGUCAUGUGAUUACGCAACCUCGUACAGCCCCGUUUGUCUCCCAGAACUUUCUCUAGACGAUUUCCUCUUCUCGGACAUCGACAACUUCCUGUGUGAGCUGAAUGCUUGCAGCCAAAACUCGAGCCUGACCUUACCGUCGGGCUCAACGCCAUCCAAGGUUGUCUCCAUAACGGACGACUUCAUGAGGAGCCUGAGCGGCCAGCAUCUUAAACCGGACCUGAACGAGCUGGACCAUAUCAUGGAGGUGCUGGUCGGCUCGUGAAGAACAUCAGAACAGAACCCAAAUUGAGAGCUUUGAACGAGCACAAGACGUUUAAUAAAAACACUGUUUCUACAGCUAGUUCAAGAAGUACAGGGGUUGGACAAUGAAACUGAAACACCUGGUUUUAGAGCACAAUAAUUGAUUGUGGUGACGGACAGUUCUGGUGGAAACAGGAGAGUUGAGGUGCACAUUGAAUUCUGUUGUGAUUUGAUCAGCCGUGGUUUUAUGUUUUUGGAUACAAUCCGGGUUAGCACCCGAACAUCCCUUUCAGACAGCUUCCUCUUACAGCGUCCACAGUUAAUCCUGUUGGAUGUGGUUGGUCCUUCUUGGUGGUAUGCUGACAUUACCCUGGAUACCGUGGCUCUUGAUGCAUCACAAAGACUUGCUGUCUUGGUCACAGAUGCUCCAGCAAGACGUGCACCAACAAUUUGUCCUCUUUUGAACUCUGGUAUGUUUUCCAUAAUGUUGGGUGCAUUGCAAUAUUUAGAGCAGAACUGUGCUCUUACCCUGCUUAUUGAACAUUCACACUCUGCUCUUACUGGUGCAGUAAUAUGCAAUUAAUGAAGAUUGGCCACCAGGCUGCUCCAAUUUAGCCAUGAAACCUCCCACACUAAAAUGACAGGUGUUUUAGUUUCAUUGUCCAACCCCUGUAGUUACUGUAAUUACAACAACUCUAUGCUCCCAUCACUGGCAUUGUAAGCCUGUUAGUUGGGAGCAUUGUCUAAAAGCACUGUAUUUCGGAAUGCCUGGCUAUAUUGACUUUAUUACACUAUGUUUUCUAGAGCACCGAGUGGUCCAGUAGUCUAAAUCACUGCCAGUAUGAUCGGGAGGUCGCUGGUUCGAAACCCGGUCAUGUAGCUUGCAGCUCGCCAUCAGCUGCCAGAGCCCUGAGAGAGCACAAUUGGCCUUGCUCUCUCUGGGUGGGUACAGUAGAUGGCACUCUUUCCCCUCGUGGGUGGUGUGGAUCAGCACAAGCAUGCGUCUGUGAGCUGCUGUAUCAGAACCAAGUCGCUGCUUUCCUCCGGAAAAAAAAGAGGCGGAGCCUCGGAGGCGUGUGCUAGUCUUCACCCUGUUAUGGCAUCACUAGUGAAAAGGGAUGGAUGGGACUAAAACUAAAAAAAUCGAUAUACAUGUUUUAAAUGAGGCCCAUAUGGUUCUAAACCCCUUUAACGGAACCUUAAUUCAUAGUGUAGUUUGGAGUGUAGAUAAAAUUUGGCAAUAAAGCACAAACAGGUCAUUUAGAGAUGAAUUCAUCUAGAUUUAUUUGGAUUGAGCUACAUUUGGGGUAAAACUGUAAUGUUUUUAUGUUUUUCGUACAUUAAUAAGUUAAACGUGUUUAUAUGUUUUAAAUAUGAGUCAAACCUUUUUAAUAGCUUAGAUACAUCACAAUAUAAUAAGCGGUUUGCAGGUAUUUGCAGUACUUUUGUUUCUGGACUGUGUCCAGAGAUGGCCUGGUAAAUUCUGUAGUCAUGUAUUUUUUUUACAUGUGGUCUUAUUUAUUUUCUAUAUGGCGGAGUAAGAUGGUCUAAUUUAAGACAGGGAUGUAAUAUAUUAGAGAUAUUCUUCUAAUGUUAUGCCUUAUUUUUUGUUAUCGGUUUCUACUCUACUUUUACAGAUAUGAAUGUCACUCUAUUUUAAUACGGAAAUUAUGUUUUUAAAAUAAAAAAUAUGUACAAAUGA